GACCUUCGGCAAUUUGUUGGGUGGCGAGAUUCUGUGAAGAAUUUGGAAUAUUUCCUUCGACUACUCAGAAUGAAGUCGUCCAAGACACCGCUAUGGAUCCUUCGGAUGUCCAACGAGAAGCAGGAUACGUUACUUAAACUUAGUAUUUUGACUAUCGCUUCCAUUUUGUCGUUCUCUUGCCGCUUGUUUUCCGUCUUGAGGUUCGAGAGCGUCAUCCACGAGUUUGAUCCGUACUUCAACUACCGGACAACCCGCUUCCUGGCAGAGGAGGGAUUCUAUAAAUUCCACAACUGGUUUGACGACCGAGCAUGGUACCCUCUUGGGCGUAUCAUUGGGGGGACCAUCUACCCAGGUUUGAUGGUGACCUCUGCUGCCCUCUAUCACACGCUGCAGUUCCUGAAUAUAACAAUCGACAUCCGUAAUGUGUGUGUAUUCUUGGCGCCCGCCUUCUCAAGUUUGACCACCAUUAUCACCUACCAUCUGACUAAGGAACUCAAGGAUGGUAGUGCAGGACUUGUUGCAGCGGCCAUGAUAGCAGUCGUCCCCGGCUAUAUCUCCCGUUCUGUCGCCGGCUCCUAUGAUAACGAGGGUAUCGCCAUCUUCUGUAUGUUGUUCACCUACUACAUGUGGAUCAAGGCGGUAAAGACCGGCUCUCAGUUCUGGGCAGCGCUCUGUGCUCUGGCUUACUUUUACAUGGUGUCAUCUUGGGGAGGCUACGUCUUCCUGAUCAACUUGAUCCCACUGCACGUCCUGGUGCUCAUGAUGACCGGCAGGUUCUCCCACAGGAUUUAUGUUGCCUACUCAACGGUGUACACGCUUGGUACGAUCUUGUCGAUGCAGAUCAGUUUUGUCGGAUUCCAGCCAGUGCAGUCAAGUGAGCACAUGGCGGCUCUCGGUGUCUUCGGCCUCUGCCAGAUCCACGCCUUCAUCGACUACGUUCGCGCCAAAUUGAACCGGGAACAGUUUGAACUCCUCUUCAAGACCGUCGCCCUUAUCCUUGGAAUCGUCGUCACGGCCGUCGGUGGUGUCCUCACCGCGACCGGAAAGAUCUCACCGUGGACCGGUCGUUUCUACUCCCUCUUGGAUCCCUCCUACGCCAAGAACAACAUUCCAAUCAUCGCAUCCGUUUCUGAGCAUCAGCCAACAACAUGGAGUUCAUUCUAUUUUGAUUUGCAGAUCCUCGUCUUUUUGUUCCCGGCUGGUCUCUACUUCUGCUUCAGCAAGUUGACCGACGCGAAUAUCUUCAUCAUUAUGUAUGGAGUGACGAGCAUCUACUUUGCUGGUGUGAUGGUGCGUCUGAUGCUGGUGCUUGCCCCAGUCAUGUGCAUCCUCUCGGGUAUCGGCGUCUCGGCGACUCUCACCACUUACAUGAAGAACCUGGACGUCUGCAGGAAGGACAAGAAAGAAAAGAAGAAAUCCGACACUAACUAUCCAAUCAAAAAUGAGAUUGCGACUGCUGUCAUCCUCCUCAUGACCCUCUUCCUGGUCACAUACACCUUCCACUGCACCUGGGUGACCUCUGAGGCCUACUCCAGUCCCUCAAUUGUCUUGUCGGCACGAGCUGGCGAUGGAGGUAGAAUCAUAUUUGACGAUUUUAGGGAGGCGUAUUACUGGUUGAGACACAAUACUCCAGAGAAUGCCAAAGUAAUGUCAUGGUGGGAUUACGGCUAUCAGAUAACAGCGAUGGCAAAUCGGACGAUCCUGGUCGACAACAACACAUGGAAUAAUACGCAUAUAUCACGGGUUGGUCAAGCAAUGGCGUCGCCGGAGGAAAAAGCAUACGAAAUUAUGCGAGAAUUGGAUGUGGAUUACGUCCUGGUGAUAUUUGGUGGUCUCACUGGAUAUUCAUCUGAUGACAUCAAUAAGUUCUUAUGGAUGGUGCGUAUAGGUGGCAGCACCGACCGUGGUGCCCACAUCAAGGAGCAAGACUACUACACGCCUCAGGGAGAGUUCCGUAUCGACAAGGAGGGCUCACCGACCUUGCUCAACUGUCUCAUGUACAAGAUGUGUUACUACAGAUUUGGCUCAGUUUACACUGAAAAUGGCAAGCCAACUGGUUAUGACAGAGUCCGCAACGCCGAGAUAGGUAACAAAGAUUUUGAACUGGACGUCCUCGAAGAGGCCUACACAACAGAACACUGGCUGGUCCGCAUCUAUAGAGUCAAGGAUUUAGAGAACCGAGGAAACUAGUCUGCUCGUGGUGCCAUCUAUUGUUGUUGACCGUCACUGAUUACCAUAAUGGUCUUGCAGACCAACUGACACACAUCUAUGGCCCAAUUUACAAUUUACUUCAUCAAAAUGAGAUCACAAAAGUUCCUUUACUUCUAUUAGAAAAGGAUCAUACAGUAAAUGGCAGUAUAUGUUGCAGCUAUUGGUUUGACCAUGUCGAAUACAGAUUAUCCUGAAAGGUGAAACAUAAGUCUGUGGUAAAACAGUGUACAUCGUGCAUCUUUGAUAUCCAAAUUUCAGGUUUUCAGAUAUAAUGCCUACUCCAUGUUAAUAUUUAGGAGCCUAAUAUAUGCAUCCAUCUACUUAAUUAUCCAUCCUGCUUGUAUGAAGACUCUAGUUUGUCUCAGUAUUCUUUAUGAAUUGGAAAUGUGUAGCUGGUCAUUUUGUGCUUAGCUUUCGCAACAACGAUUCCUUGAUAUUGUUCAUCUAAAGGUAUCUAUAUUAGAGAAUCUCUGAUACAAUUGGCUUCUGAAUAAAUUGGCCUCGCAGGGUCCUUCACAUCUGUAUCAUCAUGAAGGUUUCUUUACCAUUGGUGUCCAUUUGUCAUCAUCGUACAACUAUCUUCAUUGCUCACGUUUUUCGCUAAAACAUUGUGCUACAAAAUGCAAGGUUUAACAUUUUGCUGUAUUUUUCUACGGUGUUGUGUAAUGUCGGAGUCGUAUAUCAAACCACAUUAGGCCAAACCAGUUUGAUUGUUUGGCUUGCAGAUUUAGCCGGCCAAGACGUUGAUUUCCACAGGCCAAGGAAUUGAAGUGGCAUGGCCUUUUUGGCCACCAUGGUGUAAAUUGGUGGCUUGUCCGCAAUGAUUGGUUGUGCCGAGGCAGAAUGGUUGUUCUUUGUUUAGAGAUUGCUAUAGAUUCUAAAAAUUUGGUACAGAAUGUGGCGUUGUGGCAUCAUGUUUUAAUAUGAAUAAAAUAAUCACUUACUGCA
Molecule: messenger RNA, 3159 nt
Organism: Lineus longissimus
Lineage: Eukaryota; Metazoa; Nemertea; Pilidiophora; Heteronemertea; Lineidae
Product: dolichyl-diphosphooligosaccharide--protein glycosyltransferase subunit STT3A
Exons: 13
Coding region: 70-2190 (706 amino acids)
Biological process (GO): post-translational protein modification
Cellular component (GO): membrane
Molecular function (GO): dolichyl-diphosphooligosaccharide-protein glycotransferase activity
Source: RefSeq, a predicted model, not a curated record